CGAAGGCAGGCUGGUAUCUGCAAGCUCCGGGCCAAUAGCUCUCCCCCGACCGAGAGGGACGCAACUGGUAUCAUAUUUUAUUUUUUGUUCAGUGUCUGUCUGCCUGUGUAACCGCUCAGCACUCGGCAGGAGAGGACAUUUAGCUAGUCGGUGCACAGGGAAACGAGCGGAUAUUGUUGAGAUGGAUGGAUCAAGUGAGCGGUUUUCGCCGUGAGACUGGCGCUAAUUUGGACGUCCCCUGAGCAGCAGGUGUACUGAAGGAUAAAGCAGAGGACUCAGGGGAAUCUCAGUGUUCAUGAAACUUUGCUACGAUUUACGUGCUGGGGUUGCCGUCCGCCAUGUUAAGGUAAAGCCCAGGUGCGCGGUGUUGACCAUGCUAAAGCGCUUGGACAAGAUCCGCUUCCGAGGCCCCAGGACGAGGGACGACUUCCCGGACCUGGCCGAGUCGCCGCCCGCCUCUGACAAUGAAUGUAGCGACGAAAUGCAGCUGAAGCCCAGAGCAGCACUGCGGGACACAGAAGACCCUAGUGACCCGAGUACCAGCAGUGUGAUAGUUGGUGUGACGAUCCUCUCGGUCCUGCGUGUCUCGGUCUUUGGUGGUGGUAUUCUCAUCCGGUCGGGGGUCGUGGCCGUUUCCAGUUUAAGGGUGCUGAGUACCGGUGUGGGUGCUGGCGUCCUCCGGUGCGUGUGGGUGGGUUGUGUGGCUGUCGAGUGGCGUCUCGAUGUCAGGGAUCAGCCGCUCGGUCGGAUGCCGUCUGUCGUCGGCCGGAAGCUCGGCGCUGGCUGGUGUCUCGUGGUGGUAACCGUGGCUCAAUUUCAAGAUAGAACCAAGGCGGCCACUCUGCCGCCCCGCUCCUGCACGAGUUUGCCAGGGACAGGCCGACUGCAGAGACGGAUGGGUUUUUGCAAGCUGGAGGACUGCACCUUUGACAGCUUUGAGCUGCUUUACAGUGGAGCUAUCGAUAAGAUCAAAAGCCACAAAAGUAACCUCAACCUCAAGGAGGAGCUGAGGAAGCUGCGGGAAGAGACCAAUGUGGACUCUCUGCGGCAGGAGCUGGAGAGAGAGCGAAGCAAGAGGAUAGACCUGGAGCAGAAGAUGAAUGAGGUGCUCAAGUCCAGGCUGGAGGACUCUCCACCACAGCCUCCCCGGAAACAGCAGUCGCCCUCAAACAAUGGAACAGCAGAUAAACAGCAGAAGGAGGUCUGGAGUUCACGGCUGCAAAAGUGGGUAUAUGAGCGCUUCGGGGUUUACAUCGAAGACUUCCGUUUCCAGCCAGAGGAAAGCACCGUGGAGGCCGAGGAACCGCUAAGUGCUAAAAGGUUAACAGAAAAUAUGAGGCGACUCAAGCGAGGAGCCAGACCUGUCACCAACUUCUUAAGGAACCUCUCCGCCUUAUCUAAUUGGCACUCCGUCUACACCUCAGCUAUUGCCUUCAUUAUCUACAUGAAUGCUGCUUGGCAUGGCUGGGCCAUUCCCAUGUUACUCUUCCUGGCUAUCCUGCGCUUGUCCUUAAAUUACCUCAUCGCCAGAGGUUGGAGGAUCCAGUGGAGCAUUGUGCCUGAGGUCUCUGAACCCAUGGAGCCUCCAAAGGAAGACUUGACUGUAUCUGAAAAGUUCCAGCUGGUACUUGAUGUUGCACAAAAAGCACAGAACCUGUUUGGUAAGAUGGCAGAUGUUUUGGAGAAGAUAAAGAACCUGUUCAUGUGGGUGCAGCCAGAGAGCACCCGGAAACUUUACAUCUGCCUGUGGGUGGCUUUCAUAACCUCCUGCGUCCUGCCAUAUAAACUAAUGGGCUUCAUGAUGGGCCUGUACGCCGGUAUCAAGUUCUUCAUCAUAGACUUCCUGUUUAAGAGCUGUCCGAAGCUGCGGGACAAGUACGACACCCCCUUCAUCGUGUGGAACAGCCUUCCCACAGACCCUCAGCUCAAAGAGAGGACCAAUGCCACUGUGUCACGGCGGGUUCAGCCGGUGGUUUCUCGGGGCAGCCUGGCCACCGUCCCGUGCGGGGUGAGCAGAGAGGAGGACACGGGUCGCUCCCACAGCACCAAGAAGGGAGCCUUUCACGAGAUCUUUAACCUGCAGGAGUCAGAGCGCCCUCUGGCGGUGUGUGAGAACGGCUGGAGGUGCUGUCUCAUAAACAGAGACAGGAAGAUGCCCACAGACUACAUCAGGAACGGAAUGCUCUACGUCACAGAGAAUUACCUGUGCUUUGAGAGCUCCAGCUCCAGAUCCGGCUCAUCCAAGAAGAAUAAAGUUAUCAAGCUGGUGGACAUCACUGACAUCCAAAAGUACAAAGUGCUGUCAGUUCUACCAGGAAGUGGGAUGGGUAUCUCAAUAGCCACCCCGUCCACUCAGAAGCCAUUGGUAUUUGGUGCCAUGAUCCACAGAGACGAGGCUUUCGAGGCCAUCUUUACCCAGUACAUGAAGAUCAUGACCACCACAAAACCACCGGCCAGCGCAGAGCCAUAGACUGCCUGCAGCACACUUCCACACUGGGGCUAAAGUCUGGGGAGAGAGGGCCUCCUGAGAUUCAACUGGACUGGAAGACACUUAAAAAGAAACCACACACCACACUCCUCUGCUCUGCUCCUCCUCCUCCUCCUCUUUUUGUGAUGAGCAUCGGCUUCCUUAUCGAUAGUCAUCGGUGGACUUCCUGUUUGGGUCACGUCGGAGGGGGUGUGUGGGCGUGUCGGCUACAUGUCUGCGCAGUUGGGAUUUAGUUGCAUCACACACUUUACGUGGGUGUCGGAUAACAAACAAAAUCCACUCACUGGUUCUGGGAGGAGUGAGGAUCGGCGUGGUUUUUAUCAAUCAGCAGAAGGCUGGCGAGGGGGGCUGGUUCUCCCCUCCCCACCUCACUGACCAACUGACUGGCUGACUGAGUUUCCUGACUUACUUGUUUCUGUGUGUGUGUGUGUGUGUGUGUGUGUGUGUAGGCCGAACUUAAGCACUUAAAUUGCGUCAAGUGGCUCUAUUUUUCUCUUUAUCCCUGUCAGUGGAGUGACUUCUGCUGUGGUAGGAGGAUUUCAAGAAGUGCUCAACCUAGCUGUAAAAUGAAUAUCAUAAAACAAUUAGAAGAUAAAACAAGAGGUGCUUUCAACUGCCAGACAUCUGUAGGAACAAACAUGUAAGUUUUAGCUUCAUAAAUCAGUGCAAAAACAACUAUUAAUGUUAAAAUAUUUAGACAUUUAACUGGUUGAUCGGUGCCUCCUAGCGUAGCCCAACAAAAUUAUAAGAGUGUGCGAGUGGUCAGUGAUUGUUUUUUUUAAUGUGUAUUAGCUGUGAAAACGUCAGAUCAGCAUUUGACUGACACAGAGCCUUUCUGUUAGUUUACAUUGCUGCUGUCUACUUUCUUGAGUUUUUUUUCCCCCUCUACUUUCUAGACACAGUUCAGCAGCUUCAGUAUGUUUUAGUCGUCUUUGUCGAUCUAACAAACAGAAAAUGUACGCUGCCGUGUUCAGCAUCUGCUUCGGUGUUUCUAAGUGUACGUAUGUGAAACGUGUAGUGAAAUGUUCGUUUCCUUUUUCUUUCUUUUUUUUUUUCUCAAAAAUGCCUUUCUUUUGAAAUCUGUCUUUGUAACAAACAGCCUUUGGGAUGAGUAAGUGGCGGUCCUGGAGCUGCUGAUUGUGUCCGAGACGAGAGCACAACCACUGUUAGAUGGUUCAAACACUGACUGCCAUUUAGAGCUGUGUCACAGUGGAGAUCAAGGCACAAUCUGUAAAUAUAUAGAGAGAGUUUCUUCUUUUCUUCCCCCAUCAAUGGUAUUCUCCCUGCACUUUAUUAGGACGUUAACUGGAAUUCCUGACAUCUAUGUUGCAGUGCAUAGACUUCAAAUGCUCACUACUUCAGAUGGAAUCCAUGGUCAGUGUUAGCAAAUAGUUCCAAAGCUAUGUCCUGUGGUAUUUCUCUUUUGUGUGACUGCUUGAGCCAGCACAGGUCACAUCCUGCUGGUCUCAGUGCCACACAAAUGAGGUCCAUGCACGUUGUAUUCUUGCCUGAUUGAUGUCUGCUGCAACCAGACAGACAACCUUCAAACUGACCAUAAAAGAAGGUACUUUGACUUGAAAAUAAAACCGCAGACGGAUUAAUUUCACAUCACUGUGGCCUCGCAUAUUAAAAUGUUGCCCUAGUUCAGCGUUUGAAUUGUACAGCUAAACCUGAUCGUCCGAGAGCAGUGCAGAAAUAUCCAUUAAACAUGUCUCCUCUUGAUUGGGUAAUCUCACUUGCUUAUAUGCGCAGCUGGUCAGGCUGUUUGAUGUUACGUAAGUAGUAAUAUCAGUUCUGGAUUUAUUAGUGCAAGUCCAUUUUUUAAGUCCGAAAACCAGGAUUAGGAGCUAUAAGACAUGCCUAAUUAUUUCCUUUUGGUUUGUUUGCUUAUUUUUUUACUCAUCUGUAAAGUCACAGAGUGAGAGUCAUCUGGGUGCUCUUCCACUUGUUCCAGAUCAUCUAAAUGUAGGCUUUUUUUUUUUUUUAAACAGUAGUCUAUGAAGUAUAUGGAUGAAGGUCUCUAGACUGAAAAGAAUAUUUCAGUGUCACUUUAUUUUAAGAGACCGUUGGCAAGACUAAAGCUGGACUUUGCUCUUGCAGAAUGGUUUGAUAUGUAGAAGUAUAAUGCCAAACUACACCUGAAACUUCACCGUGUUUUGAGAGAUAUAUAGAGAUGGGGUGUCGGACUGGAGGUGAUGAUUUCUCUUCAGAUUUCAGUUUGAGAGACAGUAGAGUAGCUAUUCCACACUCCCAACUCUUAUUUACUGUAUGCCCAGCAGCACAAGCUUUAGUUUCCUUGUAAACGUUACAAAACUCUGUUCAAAGGCAGACCUUGACAUUUGAAUAUUUACUUUUGUUCUGGUCAUUUUUACUCACCUGACACUUUAUUUUUUUUUUCGUUUGACAAUCCUUAAUCACUGUUGUGUCACUUUUUUCCUCAGAAGAACCACCGUUAUCCCCCCUUUGGACUAAAAAUGUCAAGGUUUCUCUUAAAUUCUAUACAAGUCCUCUUAUCAUCGUUACCAAUUUGAAUCAACAGAGCUGGAUAUGAAAUUGCCAGAGAAGCAAUGGACCAGUUCAGUGAACUACAUUAUUAUUUUUAGUUCAGACUAAUUUAAGGAUGAUUAUUUUUUUUCUUUGACAUCCAUUUGUAUGAUUUGGCCUGUUUAUUAUUAACAGCCAGCUUUCCCAGACAUGGAUUUUCUAUUUUUGUUUAGUAAUGAAUUUGAUCCAUGAACGAGGGGAAACCUGUUGGAUGUUAGAGCAGGCGAAAUCAGUAAAGUAACUAACGCUGUCUCACUGUGUGAAUGGAUGGCUCGUUGUAGUCUUAAAGCUUUUACCUGAAGCCUUUUUGUAAUCUGUUAACUCUGAAAGCAGCUCUCGUGGCGUCUGGGAGACCCUAACAGGGCUGCACUCAGACAAAGCACAGAAUGUAUCACGUUCUAAAUGUCUAGGAUUUUGUUGAUGAUUUUUUUUCUUUUUUUUCUUUUGCCAAAUCUUUAAUUUUCUGUCUGCCAUAUUCUGCCUAAGCUCAUGUUUACAGAAGGUUGUAAAAAUUAAUUUUGUUGUUUUGUUUUUUCUUAACCCAGUUUGAAUUCCUUUUGACUCUGGAGUUAUGAAGACUGGACUGCUGUUCUUGAAUUAAUGUCUCAGCUCUCAUUGGCUCUGCAUCACUCACAUGACUAUUUCUGCUCACCGUUUAACCAACAGGCAACUCAAACCACAGUGACAACAAGAGCAGUAUUUUAAACCUCAUCCAGCAUGUAAAUUGUCAUAUCCAACAUCACAGUACUUGGUUACAGUGCAGUGUCAUUUGCAGUAAAACACAGGCUUCAUACAGAGCAGAGAUGGUCAUGGUGGACUGAAAUGGCAACAUCAGUGUUUUUGACAUUUACUUUGUCCGAUAAUGCACAUUUUUUUGAAGAGUGUAGAGAGAGACAGAUAUAAAACACAAGUUUGAUUCAUUUCAUCAUCACAUUGUUUUUUUAAAAUGAAAUAAAAUGUGUGCACUCAUUACUGUAAGGCACUUUGGAGAACAGCAGACAGCAAAUUUUAAAGGAUUAGUGCGACAUUUUUGCCGAGAACUGGAUGGGAAGUUUGAUGCCACACAUGUCUGUACGCUAAAUCUGAAGCUAAUGCUAGCAGGUGUUUAGCUUAGCUUAGUUAGCUUAGCACAUAUUUUGUUACCUUUGGACAGACUCUAAGUAUUUACAGUAGAGGUGGAAAUAAAUAAUCACUUUGCUGAUUCGAAUCUUCUUUUGUUGUAGUUUGUUCACUUUAUUCGAAGUUAAUUAAGCAAUGACAGUUUAAAUGCACUUAAGCACAUACGUAAGAAGUCUAGACUAUUUGAUAUUAGAAAUGUAAUACUUCAUGAUUUUAACAAAGUUAAAAUGACGACUUUGUGAGCCUACAGAACACUCUCCCACACUUUUGUCAUGGUAUGUUGGCCCAAUUUUUUCUCUCCUAACAAUUUGGCUGUAAUCCUUUACUGUCUAAAAACUUCUACACCCUUCACUUUCCUCUGUCCUGCUGUUACCACAGACUGCUGCCCAUGGACUGGUAUCUGUCGAAUCUGUGCUAAAUUAAACAUAAAAGUGGUAUCAACCUUCUCAUCUAACUUGCAAGAAAGCGAAUAAACGUUUCCCAAAAUGUCGAAAUAUUCUUUUAAUGUUACGAAUGGUAAGCUGCACAUAAAGACUGACAUACUGGGUAUCUCACGACUGGCAAACGUUACAGAACGGUUUGAGGGUUUAACUGCUGAUACAAGCGUCAGGAACCUCGUCAAAAACAGUGGUGUUGUCCUCUCAAGGUUCCCUCCGUUUAAGCUGGUGUCCUCGCUGUUGUAUUAAAUAUGUAGUUCCUCUAACUGUGUGUAAAUGUUAAUUAAGGGUUUUCCAAAAGCAUUUCAAGUGAUCCACACUGAGUGUACAGUACGAACUGUACCAGGGCUCCUUGUCUGAUCUUGGACAAUUUACAAAUGAAUUGUCUCAGGCUGCAAACAGCCUGAAUCUGACAUUAUGACUGAAGUGAAUUUAAGAAGAUAAAAUAAAUCUCAAGGAUUCGGUCCUGUUUUAAUGGACUGAGACAGUAUUCAUAAGACGUGGUACAGUCAGUGAAUUGCAAAUUAAAGCCCAAGUGUAACUGGGAAGCACUGCAGUCAUUACAGUGAGUAAUUAAUUUGUCAUGUGUGACAGUUGCUAUAAUGACUUCCUCUUUUUCCCCUUUUUUUUGUCAAAGAGGAAUUUGUAUACAAAUGAUUAAAAUGUACAGUGAAGAACACAAAAAAACCACCUGAGUUUUUAAAAGACAUGUCUAUUGUAAAGGAUAAUGUGAUGUACAUUUUUUAAUUUAAGUAAAUGAAUUUAAGGUAUUCUG
This is a messenger RNA of Morone saxatilis (striped sea-bass), 7363 nucleotides long. It is a transcript of the gene gramd4a, whose product is annotated as GRAM domain containing 4a. Lineage: Eukaryota; Metazoa; Chordata; Actinopteri; Moronidae. The record is from RefSeq and is a predicted model, not a curated record. The transcript is spliced from 21 exons. Gene Ontology annotation, biological process: apoptotic process; negative regulation of toll-like receptor 9 signaling pathway. Bases 296 to 2470 code for a protein of 724 amino acids.